Messenger RNA from Phalaenopsis equestris, 806 nucleotides. RefSeq names its product late embryogenesis abundant protein Lea5-like. Gene Ontology annotation, biological process: response to stress. The coding region runs from base 170 to 460 and encodes 96 amino acids. Gene Ontology annotation, cellular component: mitochondrion. The transcript has a single exon. Lineage: Eukaryota; Viridiplantae; Streptophyta; Magnoliopsida; Asparagales; Orchidaceae. The record is from RefSeq and is a predicted model, not a curated record.
CCCUCUGCCUUUGGUCACACAGAAAGCUCAGGUGAGGCAUUAAUUAAUAUUAUUUUGCUACUGGGAGAAGAAGAGGAGAAGAGGAGACGAAUCUCUCCUCCUUUUCUUCUCAUUCUGUAUAUUUGUUGCUACCGACCGAAGCUAACUCUUGUUGAUCUUUCUUGAUCCGAUGGCUCGUGCUAUCUCUAACGGGAAGAUCCUCUUUGCCGCUCUCUCCGAUGGACUUGUUUUGAGCAGCAGGCAAUUUUCAUCGUCGGCGGCGGGGGCGGCUGCGUCAUCCGGAAGGGGUUUGAUGGAGGAGAAGGCAGUAUUGAUGAGUGGAAUUAAGAAAUCAGUAGCGGCGAGCUCGGAUGCUGCUUGGGUUCCCGAUCCCGUGACGGGCUAUUACAGGCCAGCGAACCGCCUCAGGGAGAUAGAUCCAGCUGAGCUGCGCCAGAUGUUUCUUAAGAGCAAGGAAUAGAUUCGAGAGUUGGAUCACGGCGGUGGAUUUAGGGGGAUCUGUUACUUGCUACAUGUCAUGCCGGUUUUUGUUUUCGUUUCUUUUUUUAUUUCUUAUCUUUUAUAUUAUGUCAUAGCGUGAAACAAAAUGUCUUGGCUCCAUCAAGUGCUCUGAUUGAUUUAGGUAAGUACAGAUCCAGUUAGAAUCUGGAUUCAAACGGACUGGGCAAAAAAUUAGAGUGUAUCGCUUUACUUUUAUUUAAUUUAGACUUUAUGUUAUAUGGAUGUUCUCAAUAUGGAAGUCCAAAUAUGCACAAUAUCCCAUGUGAGAAAAAAGUGUAAUGGAAAUAAUUCUUAGUUUCCCUUAA